UGUCGUUCUGACUGGGAUCAUUGACGCCUCGCACCGCGAUUGAGUUUCAUUUCAGCUUGCGUUUUGCAUUCCGCGAAUAUUCAGCAGCUGUAGUUCGCCGACGACCGCGAGCGCGAUAACAACACUUUCACCCAGCGAAGCGGAUCGAAAUGGCCAAGCCACAACACAUUCUGCAGCUGAGUGAGGAGCAGCGGCGCAGCUUCGUCGGCUCCUUCGACCGGGUGCUCAGCGACAUCGAUGGCGUCCUGUGGACCUUGGAGCACGAUGUGCCGCGGGUGGCCGACGGAUACGCUGCCCUCGAGCGGACCGGCAAGCAGCUGACCUUCGUCACCAACAACAGUGUGCGGACGGUGGAGCAGUGUGUGAGGCGCUUCGCCAAGAUCGGGAUGCAGGUGCUCCCGGAGCAGAUCUGGCAUCCGGCGCAGUCCAUCGUCAACUAUCUGCGGUGCAUCAGCUUCCAGGGCCUCAUCUACAUCAUCGCCAGCCAGCCGUUCAAGGCGGUGCUCCGCGAUGCCGGAUUCCAGCUCCUGGACGGGCCCAACGAGUUCAUCGAGGAGAACUACGAGAGCCUGGCCAAGCACAUCUUCGACCGACAGCCGGUGCGCGCAGUCGUCAUCGACGUGGACUUUAACCUGAGCUCCCCGAAGUUGCUGCGCGCCCACCUGUAUUUGCGGCACCCGGAGUGCCUGCUGAUCGAAGGCGCCACCGAUCGCCUGCUGCCGGUGGCCAAGGGCGUGAACAUCAUCGGGCCGGGACCCUUUGCCUCCAUCUUGGUGGAGGCCAGCGGCCGGGAGCCCAUCACGCUGGGCAAGCCGGGUCGCCAUCUGGGCGAACUGAUCGUCGAGCACUACAGGAUCGAGCAGCCCGGCCGAGUGCUCAUGGUCGGCGAUAUGCUGGCCCAGGAUGUCGGCUUUGGGCGGCAGUGCGGCUUCCAAACGCUGCUCGUCCUCAGCGGCGGCUGCACGCGGGAACAGCUCCUGGCGGAGACGGAUCCCCGCCACAUUCCGGACUACUUUGCGGACAGCAUGGCCGACGUGGCCCAAAUCCUGGGCGAAGGGCCCAGAUCGCAUGUCUAGUGGUACUCCGCCAAAAACUGGCAAAUGAGAUAUCUGCACUGUUACAAAAACUUAGUAAAUCCAAAUAUUCUGUACUCAAUUUGUAUAAUUUUCGCUUUUUAGUUAUUUUAAACAUGAAAAUAUUACAUUUUUUUUUAAAUUUUUCAACUGACUAUUUUCGGAAAUGAUUUCAAUAUCUAAAAAAAAAUAAUUUAAAUUUAAAACAUAUUUAACUUUAAAAAAUGCAUUUCAUUCAUAUAGGAACUUUUUUAAAUCUCAAAUGUUCCACGUUGAUUAAAAUAUUUUAAUGUUAAAUCAUGCAAUUUAACAUGCACUGUAUUUAAUAUUUAAUUUGAAUAUUAAAUAUAAAAUUUUUAACUCAAUAGUCAGAUAUAUUUUUUUUUACUAUACCAUUUUUUUUAUCAGUGUGGGACUACCCCGGAAUAGUCGUUACAAAAAUAGUUAUUGAUUCAUGAUUGCUAUUAGCACAAACCCGUAUUUUAUUCGUUAUCUGAAAUAUAACUCACUAAGCUAACAAAACUAUAAUGUUUAAUGUUUAAUUGAUUUCAAAGAUAUAUUUAAUGAUUUAUAUAAACGUCGCAACGAUCGGAAUUCGUGUAACAGGAGUAAUCAAGCGAUUCGAGCCCUAUGAGCUAUAAAUGUACAUUAGGCCGGUUUUUUAUAAGGAAUUUUACCCUCACCCUUUUAAUUGGUAGAUAUUGGAGCAAAAUAAAUUUAAUUAAUAUCCAAACUAUUUUAAAUUAAGUUUAAGGCCUUGCGCAAUGUUCUCAAAGUUUCCAUAAAAAUUACUCAUACGGCACGUAAACCAGUAUAAGAGUAAUAAGCGUUUUCUUUUUUAUAUGCCUUAAAUGCACCAAAGCGCAAAGUAUAAGGGAGUGAGAGUUGGGCCUUCGAUUUUUUCGUACAAAAAAAACCACCCUAAUGUACAUAUAUACUGGAGUCGAAUAGCAUUAUCUAAAAUAAACAUACAUAGCUCACUCUAAGCUAAGAAAACCAUAAUAAAUAUUUAGAACUUGA
Drosophila gunungcola (fruit fly) is the source of this 2093-nucleotide messenger RNA. RefSeq names its product chronophin. Gene Ontology annotation, cellular component: cytoplasm. The transcript has 4 exons. Gene Ontology annotation, molecular function: phosphatase activity. The record is from RefSeq and is a predicted model, not a curated record. NCBI's taxonomy places the organism in Eukaryota, Metazoa, Arthropoda, Insecta, Diptera, Drosophilidae. The coding region runs from base 150 to 1076 and encodes 308 amino acids.